GUUAACGACCAGACACGCCGCUCCUCUCAGUCCGACGACAUGCAGCAGAUUUCUGGAUGAUUCUCAGCGGCUCCACGAUGAACUGACGUGGGGGAAAACACAUUAAUCUAUUCAGUUUUAAUUAAGAUGAGAGAGAGCAGCUAUCUGAAGCUAAGCUAACACUGGAUGGCCUGCCAGUCUGUCUGUGUGAUCAUGGACGAGCAGGCCCUGCUGGGGCUCAACCCCAACGCCGACGCCCGCUACAGACACAGGGCCAUGGCGUACUUUGAGCAGCUGAAGGAGUCUCAGGACGGCUGGGAGGUUUGUGCCGAGGCUCUCGCUAAAGGCAUCUACAAUGAUGACCAUGUGAAGUUCUUCUGCUUCCAAGUGCUGGAGCAUCAGAUCCGCUUCAGACACGCCGGUCUGAGUGCGGUUCAGCAGCAGCUCAUCAGAGAGACGCUCAUGAAGUGGCUGCAGAUUCAGCUGAUGAACGCGGAGCCGGAGAAGCCCUUCAUCAGGAACAAAGCUGCUCAGGUGUUCGCGCUCACCUUCGUCAUGGAGUACCUGACGCUGUGGCCCAAGUUCUUCUUCGACAUCCUGACUCUCGUGGGUCUGAACCCCCGCGGAGUCGACGUCUACCUGCGGACCCUCAUGGCCAUCGAUGGGGAGGUGGUGGACCGCGACAUCCUGCACCUGCCCGACUCUCCCCAGGAGAUCCGCAGGAACGCCCUGAUCAAGGACCAGAUGAGGGAGCGGUGCAUCCCCACGCUGGUGGAGUCCUGGUUCCAGAUCCUGCAGACGUACCAGCAGUCUCACCCCGAGAUCACCUGCCAGUGUCUGGAGGUCGUGGGCGCCUUCGUGUCCUGGAUCGACCUCAACCUCAUCGCCAACGACCGGUUUGUGAACCUGCUGCUGAGCCAGAUGUCGGUGAUGGAGCUGCGUGAGGAGGCCUGUGACUGCCUGUUUGAAAUCAUCAACAAAGGGAUGGACCCUGCAGAUAAGAUCAAGCUGGUGGAGUCUCUGUGUCAGGUGCUGCAGUCUGCCGGCUUCUUCAACGUGGAGCAGGAGGAGGACGUGGACUUCCUGGCUAAGUUCUCCCGCCUGGUGAACGGCAUGGGUCAGAGUCUGGUGCUCAGCUGGAGCAAGCUGUCUAAGAACGGGAACGUUAAAGAAGCUGCGGAGGCUCUGCAGGCUCUGGAGAGCAAAGUUCCUCUCCUUCUGCAACUUCUGAUCCACGAAGACGACGACAUCUCUGCCAACAUCGUGGGCUUCUGCUACGAAUACCUGCACGUCCUCAAGCAGCUCCCGCAGCUGACAGACCAGCAGAAAGCUAACCUGGAGGCGAUCCUGCUGGCUGUGAUGAAGAAACUGACGUACGACGACGAGUACAACUUUGAGAACGAGGGCGAAGACGAGGCGAUGUUUGUGGAGUACAGGAAGCAGCUGAAGAUGCUUCUGGAUCGUCUGGCUCAGGUUUCUCCAGAGUUGCUGCUGGAAGCUGUGCGGAGAGUCUUCAACAACACCAUGCAGAGCUGGCAGACGGCCUCCUUCAUGGAGGUGGAGGUCGCUGUGAGGCUGCUCUACAUGCUGGGAGAGGCUCUACCUGCUUCACAUGGAGCUCAUUUCUCUGGAGACACGGCCAAGACCAGCGUCCUGCAGGACAUGAUGAGGACGCUGGUGUCGUGCGGCGUCAGCAGCUUCCAGCACAGCUCCGUCUCUCUGGAGUUCUUUGAGACGGUCAGCAGAUACGAUAAGUUCUUCCUGGUGGAGCCGCAGCACAUCCCCAUCGUGCUGAUGGCGUUUCUGGACCAGAGAGGACUGAGGCACAGCAGCCCUAAAGUGCGCAGCCGAGUGGCCUACCUGUUCUCCAGGUUCAUCAAGACGCUGCAUAAACACAUGAACGCGUUCAUCGAGGACGUUCUGACGAGGAUCCAGGACCUGCUGGAGCUCAAUCCUCCCGAGAACGGGUUCCCGGCGCUGCUCACCAGCGAUGACCAGCUGUUCAUGUUCGAGGCGGCGGGGGUUCUGAUCGUUCACGGGGAGAGUCCCAUGGAGAGGAAGACGGCGAUGAUGACGAGCCUCCUGCAGCCGCUGAUGGACGCUUUCAACGUUCUGCUCAACAAACUGAGUCUGGAGAGAGACGAGGAGAAACAGAACGCCAUCGGAGACUGCCUCAGCCACGCCGUGGGCUUCGCCAGCCGCACCAGCAAGGCGUUCAGCAACAAGCAGACGGUGAAGCUGUCCGGCUGCUCUGAGGUGUAUCGCGGCUGCCUGCAGACCUUCCUCCCUGCGCUCAGCGUGCCGCUGCAGAAAGGGUCUCUACGCAGCGCCGUCAGGUCCUUCCUGCACCGCAUGAUCAUCUGCAUGGAGGAGGAGGUGCUGCCCUUCAUCCCUUCAGCCUCACAACACAUGCUGAAGGACUGCGAGGCCAAAGACCUGCAGGAGUUCAUCCCCCUCAUCUCGCAGAUCACCGCCAAGUUCAAGUCGCAGGUAUCCCCCUUCCUGCAGCAGGUCUUCAUGCCUCUGGUCCUCUCGAUCUUUGAGGUUUUGGGCCGCCCGGCGGAGGAGAACGACCAGGCGGCGGCGCUGGAGAAGCAGAUGCUGAGGAGGAGCUACUUCACCUUCAUCCAGACGGUGGCCGGCAGCGGCAUGAACGAGGUCAUGGCCAACCAGGGAGCGGAGAACAUCGAGCGCGUCGUGUUCACGAUCAUCCAGGGCGCCGUGGACUUCCCCGACCCGAUCGCCCAGAAGAGCUGCUUCAUCAUCCUCUCCAAGCUGGUGGAGCUGUGGGGAGGGAAAGACGGCAUGGUGGGAUUCCCCGACUUCAUCUACAAACACAUCGUCCCCGCCUGUUUCCUCGCUCCGCUCAAACCCAGCUUCGACCUCUCAGACGCUCAGACCGUUCUGACGCUGUCGGAGUGUGCGAUCACGCUGAAAACUAUUCAUCUCAAACGGGGUUUGGAGUUUAUCCAGUUUCUGCAGCAGGAGUAUCUUCCCUCUCUGCAGGUCGCUCCGGAGAUCUCACAGGAGCUCUGUCAGGUUCUUCAGCAGCCGGACGUAAAAGUCCUGAAAAACUACAUAAAGGCGUUCUUCCAGCGGGCGAAACUGUAGGAAAUAAAAAACUGGAAGUUCUCUUUGAAAAAGGACUCGAGACAGGAAGCGGUCGAACGCGCCGCGCACUACCAAAAUAAAAGACCUUAGCAUAGGAGCUGCUUUUGCACUUAAACGUGGCUCGAAGGGCGGAAGAAUCCUCCGAAGACGAGCUGUCCACGACUAACGAGACGAUUAACCAGGGACGAUAACGAGGAGAUAACGAGGAGAUAACGAGGAGAUAACGAGGUGAUAACGAGGAGAUAACGAGGAGAUAACGAGGAGAUAACGAGGAGAUAUUGAGGUGAUAACGAGGAGAUAACGAGGAGAUAACGAGGAGAUAUUGAGGUGAUAACGAGGGACGAUGAUCGGACGUUGGACAGGAAACAGGUCUUUGGAGGACGCAAAAGAACGGAAACGUUUUGGUAACAAUCCUGAAAGAAGCUUCACUGUAAACCCUCACGUUAGAGAAACUGAGGCGACGUAUCGAAGGCGUUGUGGGGGAAAUAAAUAAGAUGUGGAGUCGCGAGGUGGAGGAACAUUCUGAGGAGAAAUGAGGAAAAUCAGACAUUAAAGUGGAGAUUUUAGGAGAAACAUUUGUGAGUUUUCUGAGAUUUAAAUUGCUGAAUUUACAAGAUUAUUAUUAUUAUUAUUAUUAUAAUUUGACGCAAACAAGAUGACAUUUUGUAAAAUGAAAUGUACGAUUUAAGAAGAAAAUGUAUUUGAUUUACCAGAAUUUUUGGGCGAAAUUGUCAUGAAAUUUAAUUUAGUAAAAAUAAAUAUUAAUUUCAGAAAGAAAUCUGAUUUAUUGGAAGAAAACUUGAAUAUUCUUCAAAAAUAAUUAUUUAAUUAGUAAAAUAUUUUUAAGAAUUAAGUGUUGAAUUAACGAGGAAAAAAUGAAAUUUUCUUUAGAUAUCUUGAAUUUUUUUCCCCACAAAUAAAUCCUUUAAAUCUCAGAAAAAAAUCCACAUAUUUUCUCCUAGAUUUCCCGACUUUAAUCCUGAAGCUUUUCCAGUUCUUUCCAGAACAUUAUUCGCCUCUUUGGCUCCAUAUUUAAAUAUUUAACCUCCGAUGGCACUCAUUUGCCUCCAUAGUGUUUAUCUGUGUGUUACAUAUUUAAUUAAAUCCUGAAACACCUGAAGCUUCUCUCCUUCUCGUUAGAAAUGUAAACACAGGUGUCGCUGCUGAACGGACAGAAUAUAAAGGGCUGAAUUAUUUUA
Trematomus bernacchii (emerald rockcod) is the source of this 4289-nucleotide messenger RNA. It is a transcript of the gene xpot, whose product is annotated as exportin, tRNA (nuclear export receptor for tRNAs). Gene Ontology annotation, biological process: tRNA re-export from nucleus. Gene Ontology annotation, molecular function: small GTPase binding; tRNA binding. The coding region runs from base 166 to 3090 and encodes 974 amino acids. Lineage: Eukaryota; Metazoa; Chordata; Actinopteri; Perciformes; Nototheniidae. The transcript is spliced from 25 exons. Gene Ontology annotation, cellular component: nuclear pore; nuclear matrix; cytoplasm. The record is from RefSeq and is a predicted model, not a curated record.